AUGUUCUUUGGUUGCUCAGUUGGUGUUGUUGGUUCUUUAGCAGCUGUUGUGGGUCGUUCGGCGGGUGUUGUAGUUUAUUCAGCAGCUGUUUUUGGUUGUUCAGCUGGUGUUAUUGGUUGUUCUGCUUCUGUUGUCGGUUGUUCUGAUGGUGUUGUUGGCUGUUUAAUUGGUACUAUUUGUUGUUCAGUUGAUGUUAUUGGUUGCUCAGUUGGUGCUGUUGGUUGUUUAGCAGAUGUUGUUGGUUGUUCAGCUCGUAUACUUGAUUGUCCAGUAAGGGCUGUCGGUUAUUCAACUGGUGCUGCUGGUUGUUCAGCAGCCAUUGUUAAUUGUUCGGCUGAAGUUGUUGGUUGUUUAGCUUCUGUUGUCGGUUGUUCAGCUGGUGUUGUUGGGUAUGCAGCAUCUGUUGUUGGUUGUUCAGCUGGUGGUGCUUGUUGUUCAGCUGGUAUUGUUUAUUCAGUCGGCAUUGUCAGAUGUUCAGCUGGUAUUGUCGGUUCUUCAACUGAUGUUGUUUGUCGUUCAGCUAGUGUUGUUGAUUGUUGCCGCUUGUUCAGCUGGUGUUCAAUUGUUGUUUGUUGUUCUGCUGGAGUGGUUGGUUGUUCACCUGCUGUUGUUGGCUGUUCAGAUAGUGUUGCUGGUUGUUCUGCUUGGGUUGUCAGUUGUUCAUCUGGUGUCGCUGGUUGUUCAGCUGGUAUUGAUGUUUAUUCAGCUAGUGUUGCUGUUUGUUCAGGUGGUGUUCUUGGUUGUUCAACUCCUGAUUUUGUUUGUUCACAUGCGGUUGUUGAUAGUUCAGCUGGUAUUGUUAGUUGCUCAGCUGUUGUUCUUGCUUGUUCAGAUAAUGUUGUCAGCUGUUCCGCUGGUGUUGUUGGCUGUUCAGUUGGCGUUGUUUGUUUGGCUACUGUUCUUGACUGUUGA
Octopus sinensis (East Asian common octopus) is the source of this 912-nucleotide messenger RNA. RefSeq names its product mucin-19-like. Lineage: Eukaryota; Metazoa; Mollusca; Cephalopoda; Octopoda; Octopodidae. The transcript is spliced from 2 exons. The record is from RefSeq and is a predicted model, not a curated record. Bases 1 to 912 code for a protein of 303 amino acids.